AUGGCGGUGCAAAUAUUCUGUUACAUAGUAAAAGAUGGCGGCUGGAGUACUUGCCGCAGUGUAAAACAUGGCGGGCUCUUGUCUUUGCCGUAUGCAUUUUCUGACAGGUUUUGCCACAGGGGCAAUAUGGCAGACCUUGUCAUUUGGUUAUCAUGGCAGUUUAUCACGUGGACGUCAUGGCGGGGAUUUUUGCCCGGUACAUUCUUGGCGGGCUUUGCACCAGGUGGACCUGCCUUAUUGUUAAAGAUGGCGGGCGUUGUCGUGUUGCCGCGAAAAGUGGGAGAAAGACAUUUCACCUUUUUCUCAUUCUGGCUUUCCUCCUGCUUUUUCUACUAUUAUCUCACAUUUCUCUUUUCUGUAUAUUUUUUCUGUCUCUGUUGGGCCAUUUUCUCUUUCUUUCCUGCUCAUUCAUCUUUGUUCUUUGUGAUUUUCCAUUUCAGCAUUCAUCUCUGUUCUCUUGUUUCUUUUCUGAUUUCCCCCUUCUGCUUACCUUUGAGUGUAUCAGCCCCUUUGUAUGUCUGUGUUCCCUCCUCUUUGACUUUAUGCCAUCCUCUUUCCUUGCAUAUUUUGUGCAUCUGUGUGGUCAUGUGUGUGUGUUUGUGACAGAGGGGUUUCCUAACCCCUUCCCAAUAGGUACAGAGUGCAGCUAUCAAAAUAAACAUUGCAGAGCUGUCAUUACGCCAGGACACCCUGUGAGAUGGAUGAUCCAAGACCUAUGAUGGACAGAAGGUGGAAGGCCCAUAAUGGAUUGAAGGCCCAAAGUAAAAAACAAAUGGUUUGAGACUUGAAACCUGAAGACAGACAUGGAAAAACCUGUGUUUCAAGAUAGAUGGAAUCCUCAGGCUUGAGGCCAUCAAAGCCCUGACAGCUGUGAUGUAAAAAGGUGGCUUUUGUUGGAUAGAACACCUGAUUGAGUUGGAAGGAAAGUUCAGUUCUUGAGUUAGACAGAAGUCCAAAGACCCAGAGUGGGAGACUGUAGGCCUAAGUGUGGAGACCCAUGGAAGACCUGAGACCUAAGACACAAGGUCUAAGAAUUCAGAUAAAAACCUAAGAUCCAAGGAUGGAAAGCUCUAGACACACAUAAAGACCUUGCAUUCCUGCUUAUCUAGAUGGACCGAAGGCCAAAGAGAGAACGAUGUCUCAAGACUAAAUUAGGUUGGAAGCUAGAAGCCUAUGACACAGAAUUUGGGAAGGAUAGAAGCCCCAAGACCAAAGGAAAUCCUGAGAUGAGAACACUAAACCCCAUCUUUUUUUCUUUUGUUAUCCUCUCUACCCUUGGACAUUUUUAGUUCUCCCUUUUUAGUUCUUAUUUAAGUUCACUUCUUUUGAGGAGCCCUUUUUGAUGUUGCUGUUACCUUAAGAUUACCUUUAGAUUGGCAAUAUUAUGCUUGGGCCAGUUUGAAGCCAGUUUUUAUCACAGUUUUGAGCUAUUAAGUGUUUAUUUUUUAAAUUUCCGUUUCUCUUCACCUCCACUUGUUGAAAGAUGCAUUAUAGGUAACAUUGUAUUUCAGUCCUCCCUUUUCCUUAGAAGCUCUAGCCUGAUGAGCAAAGGCAAGCAUCAGGCUUUUGGGGGAAAAAGUCCCAGACUAUCUAGAGGAAAUGUGAAGAGAUGUUCCAGGCCAAUGAGAAGAAUUAGACAAGAAACACCCAGAUGUGCUAUACUGUUGAGAAGCACCAACCUGCAACACCUUUCUUCUUUGAGCUUGGGUGAGCAGGAUUCUUGGGGUUUGGGAUUCCUAGUAAUGGUUACAAAAUGAAUGAUUGGGUCUGGUAUGGAGUGAAGCCCCAAGGAGACACUUUGAACCCCCUGCUUAUAGUAGUGGCCUAAUAUUUUGGUAGAUUGUGCCAACACUUCUCCUGGAUUUAAUACCCACCUCUAGGCUUAAAGGUGAGAGAACUUGGAAAUAUUUAGCAGGUUUAAUCCUACCCUGAUUUCCCUCCCCUUUACCGUAAUUUAAAUAACUGAGAAUAUAUGUGAAAGCACUGUAAACACAGAAAAAAGAAGGCAUUCUCAUUAAUAGUAUAUUGGCAGUCAUGCACAGCUAACAUUUAAAGUGCUCUGUCAGUUGUUAAGCAUUAUGUAAAUCAGGAGUUAUCACACUACACAUAAAGGGUCAGAUGGUAAAUACUUAAAGUUUUGUGGGCUAUAUGGUCUCUGACACAUGUUUUUCUUUUACAACUCUUUAAAAAGGAAAAACUAUUCUUAGCUUGUGAACCAAGUAUAUUUGGUCUGGGGGGUCAUAGUUUUUAUAACCCCUGAUGUAAGUACCGGGGACUAUGUGCUGAAUAAUAAUAUCAUUUCUGUGUGUCGGUCCCUGUGCACUCAGGAUGCAAUAUUUAUUCAUGAUUACAUCCGGGUGACUUGAAGAAAAAUACAUGAAUGUGAUUUAUAAACUAUAAAACAUUUAAAGAUUAAAGAGUUUCAGAGUUGAUGGAUGAAUAUUGAUUACAUAGUAUCUACAUUCUAUCUACUAGGCACUAUAGAUACAAAGAUUAAAAGAAGCCUGAAUAAAGUACUUUGUUAGAAGUAUGUAAUACCAUGCAGAUAUUAGGAAUUGUUUGAUAAAUGAAUAACUCCUAUAUUUGUGGCUAUUGUGUUUCUGCUACUCUGGUAAUUUUAAGCAAAAAUACGGUAUUCUGGGUAGCAGAGAAGCAAAUGCAUGGAAACUGCUUUGAAACCAUAAAAUAUACUGCAAACACAGGGUAUUAAGCUGUUGUGAGCACUUUACCAUACCAUUUUCAAAGGGAAAAGAAGUGUUCUCAUUAUGGAAUUAAAAGUUUCAGAUUGUGAGGUGCAUAUUAAAGUGCCUUAUAAACUAAAGCAUUAUAUACCAGUGGGUUACAUGUUUAUGAGUAGAUGAAUAUUAAUUGCCUUUUAUGGGCCAGUACUGUUUGGGUACUGUGAAAUCUAAGAUAAUGCUCUCAUGUAAUAAGAGGUUUAUGUCCUAGACUAUUUAGAUGUAAGGAAUUAGAUAUUGCUUGUUUUAAUCAAGACUUCACUGGUCAUGUCAAAUUAAAUAAUCACCAGUAUAUUUUCCCAGGUGAAAGGAAAAUGUAAUGAUUGAGAUUGCCUUUGCACUUUUUAUAGUGCUAUAUAAAUCCAAGACAUUAGCUGUUUCUGUGUAAAUAAAACUGUCUAUGCGAUAGGCAUUUUCUCUAUAAAAUUCUCAUUGUGUGCUUGACUGUGAUGAAGGUUGUAUAAAUAGCUAUACAAAUUGAGGGUUUAAAUACUUGUUGAGUGAAUGAAUAUCAUCAGAUGCUUACUAGAUAAAAAUAUAGGCAGUAAAGAGAUACACAGACUUACCAUUUCAUUGUGCUUGCAGCUGAGGAUACGGCAAUACAUGUGUAGUAUUUUAGGAACUCUAAAGCACCAUAUAAGUCUAACUACUUAUUUUCUAGUUUGGUGCUGAGUACUAGGAUUAUAAAAUUAUAUCACAGCCAUCAUUAUACUAUGAAGAAAGUUGAAAAAUUUUUGAGGAAAAAUUGUUAACUAUUGAACACUGAAUAUAAUAUACAAAGGAUUAAAUAUCUGAUAAAUGAAAAAUGGGGUAAUAAUUGUCUAUUAUGUGCCACUGACCUUGCUUGUCAUUGGAGAUGUGAAGAUAAAUCAUCUUUAUUGUGUCCUGGGUAGCAGCAGAUAAUAUAUAAAUCAGUUUAUAAGUUUUGCAUUGCCAUACAUAUAAAAACAAUAUCUGCUGCGUGAACAUUGAUUAUUUUGUUUUAUCCCCAGAGAUAACAAGUGGGGAUAUAAUAGUUCAUUAUCUGUUUAAAUUUACACAGCCUACUGUUCUAUAUAGAUAAAAGGAAAUAACUUGGCUUAAUGAAUGAUUAGUGGUUACUUUCUGUGAGGCUCUGAACUGUGCAUGCCCUAGGAUAUGAAAAUGAUUUUAUCCUCAUGGGGUGUUCAUUGGAGGAAAUAAGGAAGUAGGUGGGAGAUCCAGACUAGAAGUUACUUAAGCACUGCAAAGCUUAUUUAAUAAAAACAUGGGGAAAAUAGAAUUGUGCCAGGAAGUAUGCUAAAUGCUGACCUCUGUGGAAAGAUAAAAUCUGAAUCAGAGGUGUACUUGCUCCCUGGCCUGGCUGAAGAGAUGGAAAAUAUUUUUAAGAAGCAAGGUGUUAACAAUUCUCUAUCAGUCUUUAAAAUGCUGAAUGCUGAAUGUAGAGAUGAAUUCAAUCUACCCUGGCCUGGCUUGAGUCAUUAAAGGAGUGAAAAAUAAAUGGCUCAGGAGUAAAAUCAAAUGGCUUUGCUUUUAGAUUCAUUUGAUAAAUAGAGCAUCUUUCAUGUGGAAUAAUAUAUCAUUGUAGGUCUUAAGAGAAGUGAAAUGGGCCAAGUCUAAAGGGCAUUAGAAUACCUAUUAUAGAUGAAGAUAAGAAAAUACUGAGUUUUGAGCAAAUAUUUGAGUGCCUGUUUUUUGGAACAUAUUAUGCUAGAUAAAUUAGUUGAGUGGGUCUCAUCCAGAAAAUGCAUGUUUACAUGCCUUAGAUAUGAAAAAAAUUGAAAAAUAAGACAUGGUUCUUUUAAUAUUAAAUGAAGAAUUAUUCCUAGUUCUAGAACGUCCCAGUGUCACUUGCUCAUUGAACUAGUUUAAAUCCAGAAGGCUGAUACAAGGGUGCUUAGGGCUUGUCUUUUAAUUCAUUACUUUCAUAUCUGUUUUUAUUAUAGAUGAAUGAUAUAAGAUGAGAAUUAAGAUGAAAUUACUGGUUUUAAAAACAUUUGCUCACUGCCCUGGCUUAGAGUCAGGAAGCAAUAGAUUUUUUCCUACAUUUUCCAUAUUUUGUGCAAAAAAUUAUUUACCCUGAAUAAAGUAUGUUCUCAAAUGCUGAGAAUUAAGAAAUUAAAAAGUCCUAGGCCAAAAUGUAAUUUAAUCUCACUAGUCUAUGGUGGAAACACAAGAGCAAAUUUAAUGAGACUGCAGUUCUUUACUUGAAAAAUAUUACUGAGCAGCUGUGAUAUUAAGACACUGAGAACAAAUGGCCACCUUCUCUUUGGCAUGUUUUGUAGAGUGGGAAUAAGAGGGGACUUUGUAUUCGUUCAUACUAACACUGAAAGUGAUGUUAAAUUGGAGCAGAUCUGGUAUAAAAUGCAUUUAGUUUAAAAAAAAAUAAAAUGCAUUUAGUUUAUCUUGGAGAUGCAGUAAAACAGAACGAAACAAAAAAUUGGAAUGAAAUUCUUCCUUAAAUGGAAGUGUCUUUUUCAAGGUAUUCUGUUAAUUGCUAGACAAAAUACGAAAAAGAUCAUGACUGAAAGAAACUUGAUUUUUUUAUUACCUUGGAGACGAGAAUAUAAGAAGUUACUGUUCAUUCUACAUGUAUGUUCAUACAUACAUGUAUGUAUGUUCAUUCUACAUAGUUCAUUUAUUCAUUCUAUAAGUGUGUUUGAGUGCUUGUUAUAUAUAAGGUUUUUAAUGUUUCCAGUUCUCCCAGAGACAUGAAAAAAAUGAAUGUUUUCUUAGAGGACUUUUUAAAAAACUUCCUUUUAGACUGUUUUCUGAUUAGGGGCAUGGCUAGACCCUUAAUAAUGUGGGUUUUAAUUCCUGUUCUAUACUUCUUCUACCAUUCUGGCCACUACAAUAAGCAGGGUUUUCUAUUGGGCUAGCUCAUUAAGUGUGAGGAAGUUCCCUUAUAGUAGACACUUUAUUUUCCCUGGCCCAUCUCUCAGGAGAAAUGGCUGUGACCACUGCUAGGCAGAAGGAGGGAUGAAAAACAACUAAUUCCCAAACCCCAGUCUCAUUGGUACCAGCCUUGGGGAGACACUCAUACUCAGGCCACAAUAGCUUUUGAAAUGCACUUAUCAAUUUUACCUGCUUUUUGAUAGAUAUACUCUGCCUAAAUAGAUCUCUUUGAAGAACAGUCUUCAGAUGGUACAUAACAUAAUGGGAGAGACAUGAUUUUUCUUUUCCAGCAGGUUUGCAACUUAACCUUUAGAAAUCUCACCAUCAAAACAUGUAGAAGAAAGGAUCUCGUAUAGUGGAAUUAUGUCAGUGAAUAAAAGUAGCUUAAUUUUAGCAUGUUUUAAUUUUAAAAAUAAUAGAAAUUGGAAGUAAUUGGCAAAAACUGGAGGUAAAUGAUAAAAAAAAAACCCUCAUUCUAGUGCCCAACUGGGCUUUGACCUUUUCUAUUUUUAAAUCACUCACAAGAGGGUGGGAUUAGGAGGAAGAGUGAAAGAGAAGGUCAAAGCAUUUUGAAGGGCAGCCUGCUUGUGUUUUGAAUUGGUUUUAAGAGCAUUACCUCCAAGUCUAACUAGGAGAUUGCUUUUUUUAAGUUUAAUUCAAUUCCAAUAACUGGUCAUUGUUGAAAUGAGGACACAGUAGUUUGUUACCACUCACUUCUAUAAGUUUUUGAGAAACAAUUUUGGACUAUAUAUUUAUCAACUAAAUUCUAACAUUUGGCUUUUAAUAUGUGGUGCCAGCUGGAUUCUGUAAUGCUCCUAUUUUCAGGUUGGGGUCGGGAAUUACAUUAUUGGAAACUGGAAAGGAGAAAGUAACUAAAAGCCUUCCUUUCACAGUUUCUGGCAUCCUAAGACUCAUAAGAAUAAGAACAUGCUGUCAUCUGAUUUUUAUGGCAUAAAUGAAAUUGUGAACAAAGCCGUCUUUAAAGAAAUAGCCUCGUCUCUACCUUUCUACCUAAAAGGGAAUCUAUGCCAAAUACUCUGAUAAAUGGGAAGAUACACUUGGACUUGUGAACUAAUGUGAAAUGCAGUAUCUUUGAGUUUUGAGUGUUUUGAAGAUUGAAAAACCUUGCUCAGCGUGAGUGACCACAAAAACAAUGUAAAGCCAUCUACAUGUCACAGCUGAGAGAAAUUGGGGAAUGUUGUCUAAUGUCAAAUAAAAUGUACUGUUUUGAAA
Molecule: messenger RNA, 6845 nt
Organism: Neogale vison (American mink)
Lineage: Eukaryota; Metazoa; Chordata; Mammalia; Carnivora; Mustelidae
Exons: 3
Coding region: 1-603 (200 amino acids)
Source: RefSeq, a predicted model, not a curated record